AUGAAAAAGCUGCAGUUUCAUAGUGUUGAUGAGCCGACUGAGUUGUGCUCUGUCAACAUCAGUGAACAGGAGAUGAAUCAUGUCAAACCUGAUGACCUCAAGGCGUUUGACAAUGUAUCUUACAUGGACGCAUCCCUGGCCCUAUAGGUGAGCUCUUUCAGCUGUUUUGUACCUUUAAGAGAACACAGUUUGUCUGUAAAUGGGAUUUGCAGCAUCUUAUUGGAUCCCACAGACUUCCCUCAUCUUCAGCUGACUCCCACUCCUAAAAAUGUGAAGACGCAUAUUUACAGUUUUCAAAUUGGCCAGCAGGUGGUACACGAAUGUCAAAAUGAAAAUGGCUUUCCUCCUGAGUUUGUCAAUGUAUUUGUCAAUUACUUUUAUGGCAUUCUUUUGUACAGGGGCUCUGAAGACAACAUUCAGUUUAAUGCCCAAGUAGGUCAUAUGCUUAAUGAUAACAAACUGUCCUCUGCCGUCUUCAGAAGCCUCUCAAACCUGAAGAGAUCAAGAUGUGGUUUGAUUUGUAAUCCUAAUACGAGUAUAGAGGAGGCACUGGUGCAUGCAGAUCUCUUCACAAAACUUCGAGAAAUCCACAUUCACUCCAGCCCUUUGAAGAGUUUCCACACAGGAGACCCUCCCUUGCUGACGUUUUAACUCCAGGAGAAAUUGGGAGUAACAGGUGACGUGACAGCAGGGUUAAAGGGCAACAACAACAUAGAUGGCCACUUGUUUGUUAAACAGGUUGCUGAGGCAAUUGACAUUCCUAAAGAAGACGGUGAAAGUUCCAAGAGACACGAGGAUGGGGCUGCGCCUGAGAGAUUCUCUCCCUGCACAGAGAAGAUGCAGGCUAAAUCAAAUCCUGAUGUGGCGCGAUCCGUUGGAAUUCAAACAGCUGCUCAAAUGCUAGAGAACACACUGAAGAAUCUUAAUAUUUACAGAGGCUCCAAAGAAAGACUUGAUAGCAUCCAGACGCCGUACAAAGACAGAAACGGGUUUGGCCACACUACACACAAAUCCUUUGCAUGCAUGCUUUAUAUUACUAUUUGGAAAUUUAUGACGAGAACAAAACAUUUCUUUGCACAAAUUAAGGAUCUGCCACUGUUGAGCCCAAGACAACGACCUCGUGCAGUGCUUCUUGAGAUAAUCAAGAAAAUGAGAGCAGUGUGCUAUGUAGCACCAGUGUGAAGAAGAAGGAACACAAGGAGGUGCUUAUGCUGCUGAGGGAUUUGGAGACAAAACACAAGCACCUUCAUACAAGAGCUAAGGAACAUGGAGUCAAAGCUGAGAAGCCAAAGUGAGCUGAAAGAGACUUAAAAUAACUAUAAAACAAUAGCUAAAAUACAUUUGGCUCAUGACUCAUGUUUGUAGAUGUUUAUUAUUCUAGACACAAUGUGCAAGGGCACCAAAAAAAGAUUGAUAUUUAAUUAAAAUGUUUAUGGUGAUUAGAAAAGACUAUGAAUAUUGUAUAUAAUUUUUUUUUAAUAAUAAACAAUUAAUGUACAACAGCUCAGUGACACGAUUUUAAGGCAGGUUCUGCAUGAGUCAGAUUCAAUCCAUUGGUCAACAUUAACCGUAAUUCAUCCAUCCUGGCACUUUCUAUAGCACAUGUUCUCAUUAGCGUCACAAGCUGGAACCUAUCCCAGCUGACGUUGGGGGAGAGCUGGGGUACACUGGUCUUCAGCCAAUUGCAGGGUAAAUCCAUCCCAUGCUUGAGGACAUGCACCAUCCACACAGAAAGGCCUGAGCUGAGAUUUAAACCCAAAACUUCAGAACUGUGAGGCAGACAUGCUGCCCAAACAUAAUUCAACUUGACAUGAUAGAAACUUGCUGUAUGAGCCUCCUGCCUGUGCUGUCCCAAAGCCAACGUGAUGUAAGAUAAUGAUGUUUUUAUGACAUCAUCAAGACAAUUUCCUUCUCCAGUUUAUACAUUUUAAGACACUCCUCGUGACCAGUAAACUGACCUUUUAUGUGUCACUGUGGUGCAGUGCUGCAUUUUUAUAAUGUAAAUUAUUUUUUGUGAUUAUUAGUGACAAGUUCUAACAACACCACAGAGGCACAUCUGGUCCACAGCAGUCUGAUCUUAUCUGAACUUAUGAUGUGAAAAUGAUCUACUAAUAUAAUUAAAUAUAUAAAAUACAAAUCUGACAUCUGAUGAAAUUGAGUGGCUGCUUAAUGAGUGCUAUGAUCUUCCUAGUGUUGCUAUGAUGUUAUUACUGCGUAGCUACUUUCUCCCUUAUAUAACAUUUCAUCAUCUUGUGUACGAAGUCCAAUAUGACAAAACAAUAAUUCAGCUGACCUAAAUAAGUUCCACAACUUUUUUUGAUUAGUUUGAAUCCAUCUUGAAAGAGCAACCCAAUUACAUGAAUCAAGAAUCUGACUCAAGACUGUGCAACGCUCUAAUUAUCCAAAGUCAAAACAUAUCAAACGAGUCGAAAAGUACAAAUGCUUUGAACAGCACACAUUGUACAAACUGUUUAUCUGACAGCCAAAGUGCAGGUCAGCCACUAGAGCUUGGCUUAGCAAUACAGUCAACACCAAAUCUGGCUGUGACCAAAAGGGACCUCAUCAACACUCUGCAGUAAUCACGUACCAAAUGAGUUCACUUCAGACUGGCGCCAUUCAUGCUUUCCUUUGAUGUAACACACUCAUGUGGAGGGUUCAGAUCAGAACAAGAGGCCAUGACAGAUCCCAAACACUGAAAUGCUCUUGGCUUUUCCUCUUGUUACUACCUCUUUGCAAGCAUGUGUUUAAAAAGUUCACAUUUAAAGGUGAUAAUGAGGAGCAAAGUGUUCAUGACAUUUAUGUUGUUAUUGUCCAUGAUUCCUUGGCAUGACUCACACUAGGGAGUGAAAAAAUAACACGGCAGUCGGCAUAUCUCUGAAGUAUUUCUCAUGAAAUCUAAACACGGUAGAGUGCAUGAAUCACCUAUGAAAGCAAACGCGUCUGUAAGGCGAAAUCGCUGUUAAACACGAUUUCAUGCAAUUCAUCCAAAUGAAUAAAUGAAUGAAUCAUCCACCGUGCUGCUCUUCCUCUUAGAGACCUUGUAAGAUGAAGUCACCAGUUUGUUUCAAAAUACAUUGUACAUUUGUUGUAUUUGAGAGUGAGGCUGAUCUAGAUGGAACUGGAGAAUGGAGCCAUUCUUUCUGUGUGUUUCUCACCAGCGAACGCUACAG
Molecule: messenger RNA, 3170 nt
Organism: Phyllopteryx taeniolatus (common seadragon)
Lineage: Eukaryota; Metazoa; Chordata; Actinopteri; Syngnathiformes; Syngnathidae
Gene: xrra1
Product: X-ray radiation resistance associated 1
Cellular component (GO): nucleus
Source: RefSeq, a predicted model, not a curated record